Molecule: messenger RNA, 1468 nt
Organism: Erpetoichthys calabaricus (reedfish)
Lineage: Eukaryota; Metazoa; Chordata; Cladistia; Polypteriformes; Polypteridae
Product: sialomucin core protein 24-like
Exons: 4
Coding region: 177-1100 (307 amino acids)
Source: RefSeq, a predicted model, not a curated record
CCCCCACCCCGUCUACCUGUGUACCGAUUGUGAAGCUGUGACUCUCCGUCCCGCCCCGCUCUCCAGGGAACAAAACACAGAGAGUGUGGAAAACAGGAAAUGGUCAGAAAAACGGAGCUUUUCACAAGUGAACACUUUCUCCCACAGGUUACUAACAAAAGUGUAACGAGCAAAACAUGUGGAAGAUCAGCUUCUUCAUUACAGCAGCCAUAUUGCAAGUGCACAUUUUGUGGCUCUUUUUUCCUUCUGCAUCAAGCCAAAUAACUACGGUUAUCUUAAGCAAUGAUACCAAGGCAAUCAGCCCUUCUCCUGGAAUCACACUGCAGGGGAUAAACAAUACAGGAGCAGGAAACAGCAGGACCUCUUCCUAUUUUUCUUCUGCCACUCCAGCCUUGAAUAACACAAGACCAUCAACUGAAGCAACAACAACAACUGGAGCUUCACUGCAAAAUGUCACGUCACUAAGUCAGCCAAACAUUUCCACCACGGUGAACAAUGGCAGCCAGGAUCACACAGGCCUCCCGUUAUCUACUGUUCAGAGUAAUUACUCCAUUGCCACCUCUACCAUGAACACUACAAGACCGACUAAGAAUCCAAUUGCAACAUCUAAACCGUUCACUCCACCACAGAGCAUGACUUCUCUGUCCAGUCAUACCUCAGCCCAGUCCACAUCUAAUAAUAAUAAUGUUGUCGGAUGGUCUGGCUUGAGCCACUCAGAAAUGGUGAUUACUGUCUGUGUCAGCAUCAUCCUCACAGUGUCUGUGCUAGUUCUUUUAAUGUAUUCAUUAAAUAAGUGUAAGAAAAAGAGAACUCAGUAUUCACACAGACCUCUACACAACUUUACAGAUGAAACAGCUGACCGCUAUCAUGCUCCUGAUGAUACCCUGGUAAUCUCAGGAGGUCUGUAUGAUGGGCCGCGGAUCUAUAACCCAAACAUGUCAAUCUUGGAGGAAGAAGAUGACAUUCAUGUAGACAAUCAAGCAUUUGGAUCAAAACCUACCCAGUUCAAGUUAGAGUUCCUGCCAGAAGAACAAGAGAGACAUGGAAACACAGGAAUCCCUGCUUUUGAAACAUUUCAAAGUCCAAGUGUCAUUUCCUGAUUAGUAAGAAACACAAAAAUGGGUGUUGCAUGUAAGAGUUCAAAAGAUUAAGUAACAGAGUCAUUUGCUAACUCUGUGAGGCAACUGGAAGUACUGCAGUUAUGCUUGUCUUCAUGAUUAUACAAAACAUGCCAUAUUUUACUUUAUGAUUAAGCAUAAAUUGUGUAGAGUCUGUGACAUAAACUUUAAAGCCAUCAUCUCUAUGUUUAAGCUUUAUCUUUCAGCAAACUUUAAAAAUACAUAUUUUACGUUCAAUGCCUUUUUUCAAAAAUAGGUGUCAAAUUUAAAUGGAACCUUGACCUAAAAGAUGUUCAGUGUUAUGAAACACUCGGGUAGAAGCUGUUUCUAAUCUAAAUACUUUUUUAUGU